Colletotrichum navitas is the source of this 1857-nucleotide messenger RNA. RefSeq names its product UV radiation resistance protein and autophagy-related subunit 14-domain-containing protein. The record is from RefSeq and is a predicted model, not a curated record. The transcript is spliced from 2 exons. Gene Ontology annotation, biological process: SNARE complex assembly. Gene Ontology annotation, cellular component: lytic vacuole; endosome. Bases 290 to 1696 code for a protein of 468 amino acids. Lineage: Eukaryota; Fungi; Ascomycota; Sordariomycetes; Glomerellales; Glomerellaceae. Gene Ontology annotation, molecular function: SNARE binding.
GGGCCAUUCAUCGCCUCUCACCCGACCAAGUCCCCGUGACUCGGCGAACCUUAGAAACAACUUGCACUCACAGGUCGUCUGAGCGACUCACCCCCGUACCGGAAGCUGUCGUAUAUCAAGUCGCUGUUUCCUCCUCCCCAUGCUGGAGUUCCUUCAUAGUGCGCGAUCCGCUUGCCAGAAACAAACACAAUCUCCCCAACGUCAUCCCUAGCGACGCUUUGUUCAUGCGCGCCAUUGUUGUAUCGAGCUCCGAGUCGCCGCUUACCUGGACUCGACCGGUUUCGCCAAAAUGAACUGCAACAUCUGUCAAAGACCUCACAGCCCGCAGCGGCUGCCAUUUCUGUGUGCCGUUGACGCUCGCAAUCACUGCUAUGAAGGUCGCCUCAAGAACCUGCAGGCGUUGAUGGAGAAUGAGAGUCUUCAGAAACAGAUCAAUGACCUGCUUGCUCAAGACACAACAGCGGGUGCGCCCAACCCGGUUGUCGUUCUUGAAGACUCUGUCUCCCAACAGAAGAUGACCGAGGAUCGAACGGACCAAAUCAUCGCCCAGGCCGAUAAGCUGAGGGAUGAGGUCGCCGCUGCCAGGAAGGAGAUUGCCGAUCGCAAGGCUGCCAUUUCUCGCCGAAAGUCGGAUCUUGCAUCUGCAUCGAGUGGCAUCACUGCUCGGAGAACCAGACAGCUCGAGGAGGCCGAGCGCUCCAUCUCGGUCGCCAAGUACAAAUGGGGUCGCAAUGCUGACCAAAUGUCGACCACCCGAUCCUUUCUCUGCAAGGAAGCCGCGAAACUCUACGGUCUUCGCCGCUUCAAGAAGGGCUCCUCGUCUCGAUACGAGUUCAAAAUCGGUGGCGUUGAUGUGAUUGACCUUUCAUCUAUGAAUGCGACAUCGCCUGAAGUCUUGUCGACCUCCCUGGCCAACAUUGCUCAUAUUCUGGCGCUAACGUCUCAUUAUCUCACUAUCCGGCUUCCCGCAGAAAUCACGUUGCCCCAUCGUGAUUACCCGCGGCCCACCAUUUUCAACCUCGCCUCGUCAUACCAACACGGCGAUGUUCCGUUUCCCGGCACUUCAACCAUCCCCAGCUUUGCUUCGGAUGAGCGCGAUAGCCAGCCGCACUACGUCCCUCGUCCGCGGCCACUGUUUGUCGACAAGGCUUUGCCCAUUCUAGCCAAGGAAGAUCCCGCUACCUAUUCCCUUUUUUUGGAGGGUGUGACGUUGUUGGCAUAUGACAUCGCCUGGGCAUGCAGCACUCAGGGGGUCUUCGUGGGGGAUCGCAACUCAUUCGAGGACGUUUGCCACAUGGGUCGCAAUCUGUAUAAUUUGCUCAUCGGCCAACAAUUACACAGUAACCAUACUGGUCGACUUUACCCCCCGACAACUCCAUCGCCCGCGGCGAAGCACGAAACACCCGACCAGGAAGAGCUUGGCAGGCCUUCGUCUUGGGUGGGACGGUACUCACAUGGCACAGCUUAUGCGUUUCUUGGCAGUGCGGAGGGAUCCGAAUUCGUUCGCAGUUUCAAGCUUCCCAGCCCCCUGAAACUUGCCGAUAAGCUCAAGAAGAAGCUUGUCAGUGAGGUUGCCGUUCCGGAAUGGGAGGUUCUAGAGGAUGAUGCGUGGGCUAUUGACGAUGGCGAAGGUCAGAUGGCUCGGGCUGGUGGUGGUGGUGGUACAAAUGGCUGGACAAAAGUGAAAACCAGGUAAACCAAACGUAAAGUCAUGACUGUACUUGAAAUGGCCAUUUCAUUGCUCUCUGUGAGCUUCAAUCCUCGCCUCCUCUAAUGGUGAUGUGAGUGGGUGUUGGUGUUCUUUUUCAGUUUUUCUGAUUUUCCAAGCCUUUUUUUUCGUGUCUUGUCUUUUCUGGG